Messenger RNA from Fusarium venenatum, 1737 nucleotides. RefSeq names its product heterokaryon incompatibility protein-domain-containing protein. Lineage: Eukaryota; Fungi; Ascomycota; Sordariomycetes; Hypocreales; Nectriaceae. The record is from RefSeq and is a predicted model, not a curated record.
AUGCGUCUCCUUCAUACCAAAACCUUCCAGCUAGAGGAAUUCUACGGCCAGCCACCAGAAUAUGCAAUCUUAUCACACACAUGGGGUCCUGACGAGGCCACGUUCCAAGACUGGCAGGGCAACCUGGAGCUCAUGAAGCUCAAGAAGGGUCACCAAAAGAUUCGCAGAGUCUGUGAACAGGCUCGCAGAGAUGGUCACAUGUACCUAUGGUGCGACACCAACUGCAUCGACAAGAGCAGUUCUUCAGAGGUGUCUGAGGCCUUAAACGCCAUGUUCACCUGGUACAAGAAUGCCCAAGUCUGUUACGUCUACCUCUCCGAUGUGCCGCCUCUCGAUACCGGUGCUUUUGAUCCCAUGGAGAAUUUUAGAAAGUCAAGGUGGUUCACCAGAGGAUGGACUUUGCCCGAACUUCUGGCACCGACUAGUGUAGUUUUCUUUGCCCAGGACUGGACCACCAUCGGCACAAGGAAAACUCUUGCCAACACUAUCUCUUUCGUCACCAAGAUUGAUCAGCAAUAUCUCGACUGCACCUUUUACAAGGCCAGUAUCGGAGAGCGUAUGUCAUGGUUGGCCAACCGAGAGACCGAGCGAACAGAGGAUAUUGCCUAUUGUAUGUUGGGCAUCUUUGACAUCAACAUGCAAAUUGUUUAUGGCGAGGGAAUGAGAGCCUUUAUCCGACUGCAAGAAGAGAUCAUCCGUGUUUCCAACGAUCAAACACUGUUUUGCUGGAACUGGGACGAGCGUUACGUGCCACACGACUGGGCCAGCAUUCUGUCUCCAUCUCCCAGGACCUUCCUUGACUCAAGCAUAUACACCGAGUGGCCUGUCCACGAUGCAAAGACCUACACCAUGACCAACGCUGGCCUUUCCAUCAAGCUUCCCAUCAUGAACACCAUCACCGAGACCGUCGAGCAAUGGCUCGUACUUCUUAACGCCCGAAGGGGAAACGAGAACCAGCAAGUCGCACUUCUUCUGAACAGACUACCCGGAAAGGACCGCUGUACUCGUAACUGCACACCACCCUGCCCCGUGCCUAUAUUGACAACCUCCACCAAGCUGCGCGAGGAACAGAUGUAUAUCGCUGGUAGUCGCGAACGUGCCUCUAUCCAACCCGACUUCCACGGUCACGGCACAUACGAAAUCCUCGUCACUCUCGACAGUGGCACAAUUCCCUACGAUAGCAUCAACUCAUCCCCACGCCUCGACUCAAGUACUAUCAGCAUGCAACAGUGGGAUCAAUCAGGUCACUACGGCUGUGUCCUCGCCAUUCAAGGCAUGCAAAGCAUCAAGAAGAACGACCGUCGCGCAUCCGUCUUCAUCGCCACACUGGUCUUUGGCGUAGAAGUCCAAGGCUCCAAGGUAGAAUGGUUCUGCAAGAUCCGAGGCAUUCAGGAAUCUUCAUCAGCCUUUAGCGCCAACACUCUCGAGGAUGCUGUGUACGAGGAAGAGCAGGAGAUUCGCUCGCAGCUGCGUCGCACUGGACACUGGCUGGCCAUCUUUGACCAAGAGAAGGACACUUCCACGGAUACGGUGCGAAAACACGAGAUUGAUUUGCUGACGAGUGUGUCAUUGAGCUCGGGCGUGAGAAUCGCUUCCAACUCAACUAUGGCGGUUGCGCAUCUGCAGCUGGCGCAUAUCGUUAGACCAGCUGAGGUGGCGCCGUGGGAUGAUGGACAGAAGUUUAGGACUGCAGAUGGAACGAAGGAUUUGUCCAAGUGGUUGAGUUCUUUGCAGUGA